AUGGCAUUGACGAAUCUCGGAUAUGGAAGGACUGUCACUUCAUGUGAGGGGAUGGAAGUUGAUCUGAGCGCAGCUAGACCUCAUGAGCUACCGGAUUCGCUAGGGAUCGAAGCUACACCAGGAGAAGUUCAUCCAACUUCUACACCUCAACCGGUGAAAGCUCCAGAGAAAGAGCUUGCGCAUGAUAGAGUAACGACAGCUCAGCUGCGGCCAGCUGGCUCUUCCGACCUCGAGAUCCCAUCCGGGAGCCCUUCAUCCCUGAAACCAAAAAGCUUUCUACCUUUACUCGUGGCUGCGAUCAUAGUAGCUGUCAUAGUAUUGGCACUUGCUAUACCUUUGGCCCUACGGCUGAAAAAGCCUUUCAAGCCGAGCUCACCGGCCAACUCAAAAUCUACCGCUCGGGUCCAGGACGAAUUGCCUACCUCCGGAGCUUUUAAUGGAACUGGCCUAGCAUUUAUAGCUUUGGAUCUCACUGACGUACCUGAUGUCAGUCUUUUCUAUCAAGACUACGAUGCCCGGAUUCGCCGGCUACACAGCAUCGAGCUUUCACCAUUUGUCGGUGGCUUCCCCAUUGUUGCCUCAAACGCAAGAAAUACCACACCGCUGACGACUCUCACGUACCCAGCUAGUAAUGGGGAGUUGAAUUCUCACCUGUACUAUAUCGAUGUCAAUAACACGUUGCAAGAGUUAUUCAGUACUGACGACCUCGCAACUUGGCAGCUUGGUUCUCUUGGCCGUUACAACUUCACGGCAUCAGUUUCAUCCACAGCCCUGACAGCCUUCGACAGUGACCACUGGCUCGGCCAAGACGGAAACAGCCCAGGAUUCGCUUAUACUAUGGGGCGCCCGACAACAAGUUCCAUGAGCUUGCUCUGUUCCCGAAUAUCAGCUAACAAUACUUCUCACACUCCGUCAUACCCGGCACCAAUGGCAACGCUGGGAUUGCGUCGGGUUGGUCGGACGAGUCAGGAUUGGGCAAUCUUUAUGUAUUCGACAAGAACAAUGAAUUUCAAAUCUGGUCCAAUAAUUUCAAUACCACCCAUGACGCCACUCAGAAUGCAUCGUACGAUAAUUGGAUAG
Messenger RNA from Letharia columbiana, 1080 nucleotides. RefSeq lists its product as uncharacterized. Bases 1 to 1080 code for a protein of 359 amino acids. The record is from RefSeq and is a predicted model, not a curated record. NCBI's taxonomy places the organism in Eukaryota, Fungi, Ascomycota, Lecanoromycetes, Lecanorales, Parmeliaceae. The transcript has 3 exons.